Messenger RNA from Tremella mesenterica DSM 1558, 1068 nucleotides. RefSeq lists its product as uncharacterized. The record is from RefSeq and is a predicted model, not a curated record. NCBI's taxonomy places the organism in Eukaryota, Fungi, Basidiomycota, Tremellomycetes, Tremellales, Tremellaceae. The transcript is spliced from 5 exons. Bases 130 to 921 code for a protein of 263 amino acids.
ACUCCACCCACGUUCUCUCUUUUCAAACAGUUCAAAACAAGCUGCCACUCGUCGACAGCCCAUCCGUUCUUUUAUCAUCCUCGACUUUCUACCGACCACCCCGAAUUCCUAAUCAUUCGCCUCGCCGACAUGUUUUUUCACCUCCUCCCUUUAUUGUUCGGUUUCACCGCCCCUGUUCUGGCUCAGACUCAGGCUCAAAUUCAGGCCUGUGGCAACUCCGUUCAAAUCGUGGGAUUCGAUUUGAAUCCAACCUACAGCACAACGGACACCACAGGAUAUUCAGUCACGUACUCGUAUUCACCUUCCGCCUGCACCAACCCUCAAGUUCCGGUCAACAGCAUCUACCUCACAGAUCUUGAUGCAGGUCUCCUUUACAAUUGCCCUAUCGUCCAAUUCAGUUCCUCGGGCAGUCUCACUAGUACUUGCUCGAAGACCAAAGGCCAGCUUGCCCAGGCCGCUGAAGAUGGCGAUCCAGACUGGGGCAUAACAAUUCGGUUUGGUGUCAAACCCACUCUGUAUAAUAUCGAAAAUGACUUCACCGUGAACCCUGUAGAUGGACCGACCCCUAGUGGAUCGAGUCGACGCCGACGUGCUCUGGAGCACAACCUGAAGAACGGUCUGCCCCGCGCCGCACCAUCACCUCUGCUCGCUCGGCAGAUGUGCAGUGCCGGUCACUCUCACUGUCGCGCCUAUUCCAGAGGGGGUUUUGAAUGUGUCAACACGGCCAGCGAUGUCACUGCUUGCGGCGCUUGCCCCAUGUCAGCCGAAGCAGUUGAUUGCACUUCAAUCGACGGUGUGAACGAAGUCCAAUGUCGUAGUAGUAAAUGUCUCGUACUGUCUUGUGAUCGUUAUCAUACUGUCAGCUCUGAUGGUAGAUCUUGUGUGCCCAAUGGCAAGGCCAGACGCAGUGCCUAUCUAUGAGAGAAUAUCGAGUACAAUCAGAUGUUGGAGCACGUAUGUUGAUUUUGGAAAUUUAUGGCUAGCGAGACCUUCAAUUAGACCUACAUUAACUUUUCGUUAAUUCACAAUCUUUAUAAAACGAGUCCCUGAUGCAUCUCUUGAUCUAAU